Trichomonas vaginalis G3 is the source of this 1371-nucleotide messenger RNA. RefSeq names its product armadillo (ARM) repeat-containing protein family. The transcript has a single exon. Bases 1 to 1371 code for a protein of 456 amino acids. NCBI's taxonomy places the organism in Eukaryota, Parabasalia, Trichomonadida, Trichomonadidae. The record is from RefSeq and is a predicted model, not a curated record.
AUGAAUGACAACUUAGGUUAUACUUCAAUUCCAUACGAAAAUUCAGUGGCCAAGCAAGCAUAUUUCGAAAAUCUUCCACUUAUUGCUGAAUGUCUUCCCACUGAAGAUUUCUUUAAGGAAUUAGAAAUAAUUUUACUUUCUAUUGUUCGAAAUGACAAACUUAUUACGAAAUUUGUCGAAAUCAUUCCAUUAAUUCUUCAACCUGAUAACAUUUCAUUUAAUUUAAGAUUCAUUUACAAAGUUGGAUCGAUAAUCUUAACUUCAUUCAACAAUUCCUUGAAAACGAAUUACGUAGAAUAUGCAGAGAAAACACUUAAUUCAUACAAUAACGUUAAACUCGAAAUCGAAGAACAAAUUAAACCAAAUCUCGGUCAAUUUGCAAAUUCAAAGUUCGCAAUUUGGCGUUUAUGCUCAUUAACCAAAAUAGAGCCACAAAUACAAGAUAUAGGUCAGCUUCUCUAUAAUGAAUUUAAUUCUCCAGAUAGAAUUCAAUAUGCAGCCGAAUUCUUACCAUUUAUGUCACCAUCAGAAGCGCAAAGACAUAUAGUUAAUGCAUUAAUUAAUCCACAGUACGUAGUUCGUGUUUCUGCCGUUGAUGCGAUAAGUUAUUUCAAAUUUGACCUUAGCGAUCAAUUUUACGAAACAAAUUUGUGCCAAGAAAAGAAUAUCAAAGUUCUUGAGCAUGUAUUACAGAUCCCUCCAGAGAAUAUUUCUCUAAAUAUUUUGAAACCACUCAUUAAUCAUCCAGAUUUAAGUUCUAAAGCUAUUGCUGUUGCUCUAAAGUCACCACACUUAGUAACUCUCGUACCAGAUCUCAUUAAAAAUGGCUGUGCUGGUGCUGAAUUAGCAGAUAUCAAUAUUGAAGUCAUUAAGAACAUGAAUCCUGUUCCAUACGAUCUUAUUGCAAUGCUACUUAAGGAAUCAACCAAACUUGUCAGCGACGAGAUCAUUAAAGGCAUUGCAUCUCUCGAUGAAUUAAAUGUUUUGUUCCACAUCGUAUUCCCUCGCAUGGGCGAGAAGGGAAGUUGGCGACCUCGUUAUAUAGCAGUCCAAAUCUUCAAAGAACUCGUCCGAAACAAGAUUGCGGACGAAAUGAUUCCGGAUUAUGCAGGAUUUGCGAUCGCAAUGGCUUUAGAUCGCUGCUACUACGUCAGGAAGUUAGUUAUGGAGACAAUUGCUAUAUUCCCAGAAGGCUGGGCAAAGUCUUAUACCAUUGAAUCUAUUUUAUCACUUGCAAAUGAUAAAUGCGACCACUUCCACUGCGAAAUGUUCAAAUUAUUACUUCAAGAAGCUCCAAAUGUUCUCCAUGGCUUCGAAAAUCUUGUUGAGAAUGCGAAGAAAGCAAUUGAAAACGAUCUUAAAGAAAAUUGA